Musa acuminata AAA Group (dessert banana) is the source of this 2932-nucleotide messenger RNA. RefSeq lists its product as uncharacterized. The coding region runs from base 135 to 788 and encodes 217 amino acids. Lineage: Eukaryota; Viridiplantae; Streptophyta; Magnoliopsida; Zingiberales; Musaceae. The record is from RefSeq and is a predicted model, not a curated record. The transcript has a single exon.
UUAGAUCUUUUGUGAUAUCCCAAGAAAAUCUUUCUUCCCUCCACUUAUAUAGUCCGUCAUCCACAGCCCCACCGUGUUCAACAACCCCCACCACCAUCUGUCGAGCGGAGCGGAGGAGGAGGCAGAGGACAAGGAUGAAGCUGGUUUGGUGCCCGGAUACCGCCUUGAAGGCCUACGUCGACGCAGUGAAGGCCCUCGCCGAACGCGGCCUCGAGGAAAGCAGCGUGGCCGAGAUGGUCUCCGCCAUGGCCGGAGGUUGGAGGGCUCAACUCGUGGUGGAAGCGUGGGCCCGCGACGCAGGCGCUGCCACCGGCGUCGGGCUCCGAGCUGCCGUCGAGCACGUGCGAGGCCGACACGUGUGCGUCGUCCCUGACGAGCAGUGGGCGGCGGAGUACGUCGGGGCCAUGCGGCGGGCGGGCGCGUCGGUGGAGGCGGAGUCGGUGGCGGUGGGGGAAGCGGAGGGUGCGAUGCGGGAGCUGGAGGGGGUGGACCUGAUGGUGGUGGACUGCCGGCGGAGGGACGCCGGGAGGGUGCUUAGGGAGGCGCGGCCGGGGGAGAGGGGGAUGGUGGUGGUGUGCAAAUGGGCGGGUAGGCAGCGGGGCGGGGCGGCCGGGGUUUUCAGGGCCGGGACGAGGGUGGUGCGGGCGACGUACCUACCCUUAGAGGGCGGCGUGGAGGUGUUCCAUGUCGGCGUCGGGAAGGGGCCAAGUUUGGGCGACGCCCGUUCCCGGUGGAUUAGGUAUGUGGAUCAUUACAGCAAAGAAGAGCAUUUGUUCAGAAGAUGGUGACUGAUAGUGAUAAGAUUUAGAUUUCCCUAACUAUAUAAAGAAAUAAUCGAAAAAAAUCCUCUAUUUUAUUGAAAAAAAAAUUUCUUUCUAAUUUGUAUAAAUAGACGAAGGAUAUGUUAAUAUAUUCAAGCUUCUUCAGUAAUUUUUUUUCUUUACUUCUUUUCUAAUAUGGUAUCAGAGCUAUAAGGUAGAACUUGCACCUGAAGAUGGAUCGUACAUAUUGGAUAUACUACUUCCAUCUUGAGGAGCAAGUAGAAAAAAUGAUGGCAUAUAUUUGAAAGUGUAGACCGUAGAGAUUUUUGUGGUGGACCGCGACUUCAUCUCAGUCGUUCUUCUUCGGUAAUUUCUUUCUCUAUCUUUUUUUAUGACUCAUAUAAUUUUAGCAUAUAUAUAUAUAUAUAUAUAUAUAUAUAUAUAUAUAUAUGUUUGGUAUUGUUUCUAUUAUUUUUCUUUUAGGUGCAAGUGGUUGACUUGUGAUGAUUAAGACUUUAAAGUGUGUGAGGAGGAUUAAUAUACACAAUCUUUCUGUAACUAAGAAAUUUCAAUCUAACAAGUGGUAAAAUGAGUAACUAUGAGCAUUAUUAACUUGAGUUUUAAUUCCAAGAAUUAGUACAUUUUUCAUUGUUACUAAAGAGGGUUAUGCAGAAGCAUUAAUCCUUUACAAUUAGCUAAGUAGUGAUCUUUUGCAAUCAAGAAAAUCCAUCAUCAUAUAUAUCCUGCUUAAUUAUGUGCAUGAAAUAUGAUAAUUUUAAUCCGAGACGAUAAGAACGAGUUUGAACAAUUUUUAUUAGAUUAACUAAAAUUCAAGUAUAAUUAUAGAAAUAGGAAUGACUUAUCUCUACUUAGAAUUCUAUUUGUAAAUAUAACCAAAACAUAUAAUAUUAAAAAGAAAAAGAAAAUUAUUUUAACAUACCUAUCUGUACUAAAACACAUGCAAUAGAUCAAACUAAGUAUCAUAAACAAGAGAAGAAAAAAGGUAUCACAGAUCUCAUCAUCACUCAUACUAUAGAAAAGGAAAAAAAAUGAUUUAAUAUAAGCGAAGUAUCCAUCAUUUGUGCUAAUGGCUUAGGCUUGUUGAUUAUAUGUCUAAUUGACAUGAUUACCUCGCAUCUUCCCUUUUCCUUGUUUAAAGGCAGUCGGAAUUGGAAUCAUUGAAUGUGCCACCACAUCAUGCCAUGACAUAAUGACAGCUUAUUUGAUGGUAAUGUUAACAUCAUUUGGAAUUUGUGUCAUGGCCACCUCAUGCCACCAUUCAUCUUGCCAUUAAAAAAGAAAGAGUGACCAUUAAUUAAGAAUAUUUUGCCAUCACUAAUAUUCCUUGUUUGGGGGUCAAACAAGAGAAAUAUUUUUCUUUCAUUACAUGAGAAAUUAAAAUGAUUAUUUUACUAAAAUAUUUCUACAUCAUUAGAAUAGCAUAAGUGGGUUUUGUUUUGCUCAAAUCAUCACUAUCAUGUCACCUUUCUACUAAAAAUAUUUUUACUAAAGAAAAUUUUGAACUUUUCUAUUAAAUAAAGCAUAAAAAUUGACAUGAAAUAAUCCUAAUUACUCAAAUUGUCAUUAUCUUGUUACCUUACAACUAAAAUAUUUCAUCCUUUAAAACAAUAUCAAUAUCAUCAAUAUCCGCAUUCUUUUUUUUUUUUCUCUCUAUCCUAUCAUAAUUAAAAUUAAAAAAAAUCAAAAAUCAAAAUAGGUUUGUGAACCUUUGAAUGUCAUUAUUGUUAGAAUACUUUUAUCACAUCCGCAUAUUCUUCUCCGUUCUUUCUAUCCUUUACAGAAUCUAUCAUAUAGAUUAAAAAAAAUCCAUUCUAUAUAUUUUUUAAUAUUCAUAAGGAGUCCUAUCAAUAAAUAAUUAAUAGAGUCUCUCCGUAAGAUUUACUAAUAUAAUAUAAGUGAACAUCAGAAUUUUCUAUACCUCAUCGAAAGUUAAUAGGAUCACAUAAUCUAAUACUAUAAUGUGAAUUGAUUAUAAUAUAUGAUCUGAAUUAUAUGUAUAAUUUGAAGUUACCAUUCUAAUCACAAUGUAACCUCUAAAUCAAACUUACUUUAGAUCAUAGUCAUUGCAUUGGGUUGGGCCGUACUUAGCCACUAGUACAAUAAUGCAUUAACCAAUUGGAUGUUCCAAUAAAAUCGAAUCUCUAUGAUUA